AAAAUUAAAAUUAACAUACUCAUAAUAAUAAAAAACAUUAAAAUGAAGCGGAAAUUAAAAAAAAAAAAUACAAUAAUACUAUGACUAGUACAGUAUUAACUAUAACAAUUUUGGUUACCCUGUUCGUGAUGUGUCUUCUGUGGGUGCUGAUAAGUUGUUUAUAAAGUUAAUUUAAAAAACAGACAGAGAGAGAUAGGUAGACUUGCAAUUUUUAUUCCAACCGCCAGUGGGAGACGUCAGAGCCUCGCCUGCCGCACGUGCUUUCGUCUUCAUGUUACCCGCUAUCACAGCGAAGUGAGGAAAAGAAAAUAACUGGCGCAAAAUGAAGAAAACAUUUACCGCUGAACAACUAUCGGACUGGUUCACUUCAGGGACCAAGUUUGCAAAUAUUAAGCUCACAGAAGAAGUGGCUGAGAGGAAGUCAGACGAUGAACCAUCGUCGAAAGAGAGCAGCCUCCAGCAAAAUGGAUGUUUAAAAACAAAAAAAAAUUCAAAAGGUUUAAGAAUCUGUUAUGCUAAUCCUCCUCCACUCACAAGCUAUGAGUAUCCAGACUUGCCCAUAGCCAAAAACAGACAGGAGCUGAUUUCCCUCAUAGAAAACAACUCUGUAGUGAUCAUUCAAGGAGCCACAGGCAGUGGAAAGACCACCCAGCUGCCACAGUACAUUCUGGACUAUUACAAUGAGAAAAAUGCCUCAUGCAACAUUGUAGUCACCCAACCACGUAAAAUUGGAGCCACCAGUAUUGCUCGAUGGGUUGCCAAACAGCGGAAGUGUACCCUGGGUAGUGUGGUGGGAUAUCAGAUUGGCCUGGAGAAGAUGGCAACUGAGCAUACCCGACUAAUCUACGUGACCACAGGAGUGCUGCUGCAAAAACUGGUUCAGGCCAAGUCCCUCACUGAAUUCUCCCACAUUUUUGUAGAUGAGGUUCAUGAGCGCACAUCAGAAAUGGACCUUCUCCUUCUAAUUUUGAGAAAACUCCUCCAUUCCAACUCUUACCACAUCAAGAUAAUCCUUAUGUCAGCCACCAUUAACUGCAAGCAGUUUGCUGACUACUUUGCCACUCCUAUUCGUGGCAAACUGAACCCAGCCUAUGUGUUUGAAGUGGAAGGGGCAUCCUAUGCCACUGAAGAUUUCUACCUGGAUGACCUCCACCACCUGUCUCCGUAUAGGACUGAAUCACCACAUCCAGGCGACCUGUACAUCUCAGCAGAUAUGUACAAUCUUGCCAUCAGUCUCAUCCAGAGCUUUGAUGAAAUGGAGGGCAAAAAUUCCAGCAGCAAGGCCGAGAAAGAGGGAGGCAUGACUUUGUCAGAGAGAGGAAGUGUUUUGGUUUUCCUCCCUGGCAUACACGAGAUAAGCUACAUGCAGGAGGCCUUGACCAAGCUGGUUCACAAAAGAUUGCAGGUUUAUCCUCUUCACUCAUCAGUGACACUGGAGGAGCAGAACGGCGUGUUCCUCUUUCCUGUUCCCGGAUACAGGAAGGUGAUCCUUUCCACCAACAUCGCAGAGAGUUCAGUGACUGUUCCAGAUGUCAAAUAUGUUAUUGACUUCUGCCUGGGUCGCCAAUUGGUGUGUGACCCGGAUACCAACUACCAGUCUCUGCAUCUCACCUGGGCAUCCAAAACCAGCUGCAACCAACGCAGAGGUCGGGCAGGUCGAGUCUCAAAGGGCUACUGUUACAGACUUGUUACCAAAGAGUUUUGGAAAAAGGAAAUCCCAGACUACAUGAUUCCUGAGAUGCUGCUUGCUCCGCUCUCCACUGUCUUGUUGAAAGUAAAGCUGCUGGACAUGGGAGAUCCCCGCUCCCUCCUCUCCACAGCACUCUCACCUCCCAACCUCUCUGACAUAGUUAGGACUGUGCUACAACUCAAAGAGAUGGGUGCACUGUCUGUGAAAAGUGAAAGCAGAGGUCAAAAUGAAGAUGGUGAGCUGACGUUCCUGGGCCGAGUGCUGGCUCACUUGCCUUUAGAUCUGUACCUGGGGAAGAUGAUUGUCCUGGGCCACGUCUUUGGUUGCCUGGAUGAGUGCCUCAUCAUUGCUGCCUCUCACUCUCUGAAGAGCUUCUUUGCAAUACCGUCCAUGCAGCAGAUUGCUGGCCAUAGGAGCAAGCUGGCUUUUACCCGUGGCACACCAAGUGAUUCCAUAGCUUUCCUAAAUGCCUUCAAGGCAUGGCACUCAGCCAAGAAGAAAGGACAGCUGAGGCACCCAAAGGAUGAGCUGGACUGGGGAAAGGAGAACUUCAUUCAGAUCAAGAGGAUCAGAGAGGUUGCAGAGCUGUAUGAGGAGCUGAAGAAGCGUGUGUCUCAAUUCAACAUGAAUGUAGCAGAGGAAAGCCAGUUCUCAGACUACACCAGUGCACACAAGCAGGCAUUCAUUCUUCAGGUGGUCAUUGCUGGUGCGUACUACCCAAACUACUUUCUUCAGGUGGAUAUAGAUGAAGCCCUGGCUUCCAGAGAGCUGAGUGGCUUCAAUCCCAGAACGACAGUGAUGUUGAGGAACCUUCCGCCGUACAGUUUCCUGUAUUACAAGCAGCUGCAGUGCCUGUUCCGCCUCUGUGGACAGGUCAAAGCCUUUUCCUUCGAUAGCUCCAGAGCAUACGUGGAGUUCUACAGGACAUCCCAGGACUCUGGUGUGCUGCCUGAAGUGUCUCUUGCCCUCCUGCUGGCCCAUCAGAGACCUGCAAUGGAGCUGUCAGUCUACCCCAUUGAACAAAUAGAACACUGUGCUGGGAACAGACACAUAACUCACAUGAAAUAUUCACGUGUGAAUGUUGACUUCCAGAGCCAGUCUGUCUGCCCAGUGGGAGUGGUCAGCAGCACCGUCGACCCCGCCAAGCUACCCCCCAAUCGCAUGUUUGUGGUGAACAUCACAAAAGUGGUGGAGGUUGGUCAUUUCUGGGGGUUCCAAGCAGAUGAAGCCAGCUUGGAAAAACAGCGCCAACUGACAGCAGAGAUUAACACGUGCACGCUGCAUCCUUUAACUGUGUCGCUCUACCCAAACCUACUGUGCCUGGCUCCCUACUCUGAGUUCAAUGAGCAGAGCAUGUACUACCGUGCCAAGAUCCUACACAUACGUGGCAACACAGUGGAGGUCUUCUUUUUGGACUAUGGCAACAAUGAGAUCGUUUCUUGCAGUAGCCUCAGAGAGCUGCCAUCUGAUCUGCUGUCUCAUCCUUUCCAGGCUCAGGAGUUCCAGGUCACUGGUAUGCGUCCUUCAAAUCAGUCCAUCAUUCUGGGGAACCAGUGGAGCAGCUGCGCCCGCAACCGCUUCAUCAAUCUAGUGAAGGGCCAAUCUCUCAUCGUGUCCCUGUACUCCAUCCUCUAUGGUGUGAUGCGUGUGGAUUUGUUCAUCCACUCCGAGACAGCAAACACCAGCGUGGUAGACUUGCUGGUGGAAGAAGGACAUGCUGUGAAGGCUGAAGAGAGCUUUGACUCCAAGCAAAACAAUGAGGUGCUGAUGUCUCUGUACAAGGACACGGAGGAAGGUGUAUAUGUGCCCAACUUUGUAAGCAACACCUGGAGCAACCGCAAAAAAGAGGAGAAGGAGCUCAUCGACAGCCUGCUUACCCACUUUUCCAAGCAAUCCCAGUCCUAUUCCAGGACAAAAGUUCGUCUGCAUGGACCAACCAGUCCUCAUAUGAUGAGCUUCCACAGCUUGAGAAGCAACAUGCUUUACAAGACUGUAUGUAUAGAGAAGAACAGCAUCAACUCCUUGGCUCUAAAUGAAAGCCCACAUUGCAAACAUCCGAGGAUGCUGGUGGCCGGGACUGUGUCAGUCAGCUCCACAGGUACUCGUAUUCUACUGCGAGACACCUCCAUUUUGCCAGACAUCCCUGGACUUCCUGGACUUGUAAUGAUGCUCUUCACUCCCAUCAUGGAGCUACGCACUGAUGAAGAGAGAACCUGCUACACUGGGGCACUCUGUGGCUUAGGCUUCAACAGUCAGAAACAGAAGGCCAUCCUGCCUGAGCAUGACAUCGAACUGACCUUUGAUGUGAAGUUUGAUGUUGACGACGUCACUGAGAUAAAUGCUCUACGAGUGGCUAUAAACCACCUCGUGUGCGAAGGCCCCAAUGGCACUCUGCAUCUGGGGACUGACAGGAUCAGCCAGCUGCAGGAGGACUGUCGGGACCGCCUCAUCAGACUGUUUACGAAGUCUCCGCCAAGGGAAGCCAUUGCUCCCCAGUUCUUUGAAAAACUGGGAAAAUGGAACCAGGUGGAUCCUUCUCUGAGGAUGGACAUCGUGGAGCCGGGAGGUGGAAACGCCAGAGGCGUUCUCUACCAGCUACACCCUGUAACUCUGCUCAACAACUAAAAAUGAUUGUUUAAGUAUUUAGAAAUGGUUUAAAUGUUGCAUUGUGAUUUGGUUAACUUCAAUUUUACUUUAACUGUUGUUCGUCGGAGGUUUUUUUUUUCCCCACCCAAGUUUCAAGUCCAAUUUUUGGUGUAGCUUUCAUCCUAACAGGAAAAUCCUCCUUCCUUUCUUCGUUUACUGUUACUUAGACACUUCCUGUUUAACUCGGUGGCUGCUGAAGUUCAUUGAUAAGAUUCAGCCUCUUUGCCUUGUUGUGUUUCUGCAGUUGAUCAUUAAAAAUAGUUGUCUGCAACAGAUGAAGCUUGUCAGUCUUCUGAUUGUGACUCAAGAGUGAAGUUAAAUUUGUCAGCACACACAGACACACACUUGUCUCCUACUAUUAGAGGUGUGGUGGUGCCAGAAUGUAUUGGCCUAUAUUUAUAGCUCGUCAUUCCAAGUCUCUCAUUCUAAGUGUUAGCACCUUAAACUUAGCUGUUGUGUCACACAGAAACACGACUUCAUCUUAUGAAUGUCAACUCAUCAGUAAAGUGGCUUUGGAGAUGUUUUACACCAAGGUACAUUUAUUUUUCUUAUUCUUGUAAUUAAAUACAUACUGUGAGUGCAAAUAGUUAAAGAGUCCAGGGUCUAAAGAACUACAGAGUAUAGUUGAACAUAGUACAAAGUUGGACAGUUAUUCAAACAAGCUAAAUAUCACCAGAUACUCCUUGUCUUCAUAAGUUGUACAAUAGUACCUAAAACAUGAGCGUGGGUAUUGUUCCUUAUGGUUAUACAAAAGCAAAAACCCUACAGUUACCACAUCUAAGACGCAUAUCGUUAAAUUAUUUUGUGCUUGGAAACACCAAAAGGAAAUCAUUUUGGAUAUUUAUAUAUAUUGACAUAUACUGAGAGAAGCCCCAUCUGCUAACUCAGAAACAUGAAGCGGUAUUCAACAUUGGCAGCAGAG
This is a messenger RNA of Pelmatolapia mariae (spotted tilapia), 5258 nucleotides long. RefSeq names its product tudor domain containing 9 (gene tdrd9). Bases 323 to 4315 code for a protein of 1330 amino acids. The record is from RefSeq and is a predicted model, not a curated record. Gene Ontology annotation, molecular function: ATP binding; RNA binding; helicase activity. The transcript has 36 exons. Gene Ontology annotation, cellular component: intracellular anatomical structure. NCBI's taxonomy places the organism in Eukaryota, Metazoa, Chordata, Actinopteri, Cichliformes, Cichlidae.